AUGAGUAGAAUUUUCAAGUAUGAUGUUGUGACUUUAAUCGAAGCAAUAGAAAAUAAACCUUGUUUGUGGGAUAAAACUGCAGAUUGCUUCAAGGAUAAGAUUGAAAAAGAAAAAGCGUGGAAGGACGUGUGUGCGUUUUUUGAAGAAGAUUUCCUAGAAAAGGACAAAAAGGAACAACACAAAAUAGGUAAGUGGAGCAAUUCGUGGGAAAUGGCAAAAUAUCCGUGACUCUUUUGUGAAGUCAUUGAAGAAAAAAUCUGGACAAGCCACUACAAAAAAAUAUAUGUACCAUGAUAACCUAACAUUCUUGCUGAAAGUGGUACAAUCAGACGACACGCAGUCAAGUAUUGAUGACACCCAGGAUAACGAGCAUUCUCUGUUGAAAGAAACCCAAAACGAAGCCGAGAGGGAGUCUGAAGUACAAGUGCAACUCCAAAAAAAUA
Molecule: messenger RNA, 443 nt
Organism: Acanthoscelides obtectus
Lineage: Eukaryota; Metazoa; Arthropoda; Insecta; Coleoptera; Chrysomelidae
Source: the annotation of a GenBank genome assembly